Erinaceus europaeus (western European hedgehog) is the source of this 357-nucleotide messenger RNA. RefSeq names its product beta-2-microglobulin-like. The transcript has a single exon. Gene Ontology annotation, molecular function: MHC class II protein complex binding. The record is from RefSeq and is a predicted model, not a curated record. The coding region runs from base 1 to 357 and encodes 118 amino acids. Gene Ontology annotation, biological process: positive regulation of T cell activation; peptide antigen assembly with MHC class II protein complex; antigen processing and presentation of exogenous peptide antigen via MHC class II. Gene Ontology annotation, cellular component: MHC class II protein complex. NCBI's taxonomy places the organism in Eukaryota, Metazoa, Chordata, Mammalia, Eulipotyphla, Erinaceidae.
AUGGGUCAUCUGAGAACUGUGGCGCUGGACCUGCUGCUUUCCCUGGCCAUCUUGGAGGCUGUCCAAUGUUCUCCAAGGGUUCAGGUUUAUUUACGUCACCCAGUAGAGAAUGGUAAACUGAAUUACCUCAACUGCUAUGUGUCUGGGUUCCAUCCACCCCAGAUUGAAAUUGAACUUCUAAAGAAUGGGGAGAAAAUGACCUCGGAGCAGUCAGACUUGUCUUUUAGCAAGGAUUGGCCUUUCUAUCUUCUGGUUCAUUCUAGCUUCACUCCUAAUGGAAAAGAUAAAUACGCUUGCCAUGUGACUCAUGAAACUCUCUCAACCCCCCUGACCAUUGAAUGGGAUCCUGACAACUAA